This is a messenger RNA of Puccinia graminis f. sp. tritici CRL 75-36-700-3, 933 nucleotides long. RefSeq lists its product as uncharacterized. Gene Ontology annotation, cellular component: cytosol. NCBI's taxonomy places the organism in Eukaryota, Fungi, Basidiomycota, Pucciniomycetes, Pucciniales, Pucciniaceae. The record is from RefSeq and is a predicted model, not a curated record. Gene Ontology annotation, molecular function: polyubiquitin modification-dependent protein binding. The coding region runs from base 1 to 933 and encodes 310 amino acids. The transcript is spliced from 3 exons. Gene Ontology annotation, biological process: ubiquitin-dependent protein catabolic process.
AUGGACUCAAUGCUUUCAGCCCAGAAACUUCAAGACGAGAUCAAUGCUGUCAAGCGUCAUCUCCAAGCACUCUGUAAGCAGCAACUCCAGCUUACCAACGAGCAUAACUCCUCACUCGAAUCACGCCCAAGAAGAGUCAACUGUCCACAGGUUCCAUUGGCCGAGCCUCCUGCUCCUUUAACCGACGAAUCUACUGGUCUGGCUAAUUCUGAGCCGAUCAAAAUCACCAUCAAAUCACUCAAGCCACCCCUCUCGUUCUCGAUCGCCUGUUCACCCAGCUCGACGAUCAGUGAACUCAAGCAACUCCUCUGUGAUUCGGACAGCUCGGCACCACCGGUUGAAGCCCAACGUUUGGUGUACAAGGGGAAAGCGCUUGCAGACAGCAAGUUAUUGAAGGAGUAUGAGGCCAUCCAAACGGGAGAGACGAUUCACUUGAUCAUCAAGCCGGACUCGACAGUCUCGAAUCUGGCCUCCUCAGAACGACCCUCCUCCGUCCUAGUCGAGCCAGGCACGCCGAUCUCCGAAAAGACCCUAGCCGGUGCAAGUGGAGGAUCGGUCUCUUCUGCUAAGGAGGGUGAACCUAAACUGGCGAUGAAGAUCCCCAAGAUCACGAUGGAGAUCGAUGGCUCCGACUCGUCCGAACAACCCUGCAUCUCCCGCUCUCGAUCGGGAUCCGUGCACACCAAUCCGAUGUAUUCGCCCCAUCUAGGGAUCUCUGAAUCCUUCAAAUCCGUCGUCACUGGCGAUCAGUUUUGGAUCAGCACUCGCCAAUUCUUAGAAUCCCAAUUUGCCGGCCCGGUCGCCGGUCCCGGAGAAGCCAAUGCUCGCCAACUAUGGGAACAUUGGUUCAACUCUUCCAAGGAAUGGUUAUCUCCCUCUGAGAUUGCCCGUAUUCGUGAAGCUACUGGGAUUUCUGGCAUGGCCGGUCACUAG